Molecule: messenger RNA, 851 nt
Organism: Chelonoidis abingdonii (Abingdon island giant tortoise)
Lineage: Eukaryota; Metazoa; Chordata; Testudines; Testudinidae
Gene: MRPS15
Product: mitochondrial ribosomal protein S15
Biological process (GO): mitochondrial translation
Cellular component (GO): ribosome; mitochondrial small ribosomal subunit
Molecular function (GO): RNA binding; structural constituent of ribosome
Source: RefSeq, a predicted model, not a curated record
GUAGGGCCGGGGGAGAUGCUGCUGCUGGGGGUCCGCGGGGCGCUGGGCUGGGCCUGGAGCUGCCGCCUGCCAGGCCCCGGCUGGGGCAGGGGGGUCAGCGGGGCCCUCCGCCUGCAGGAGACGGUUUAUAGCCCGCUUGUUCAGCCAGCCAGAGGUUAUGCCAGGCCUGUCAAAAAGAGGAAGCAAGUGCUCCCCAGCCAUCUGGAUGACCUUCCUCCUACCAUGCUGAAGAAAGAUUAUGCCAAUGUCCCAAUAAUAGAUAAGGUUGAUGAUGUAGUGAAAAGGCUAUUGUCUCUGGAAAUGGCCAGUCAGAGAGAGAAAGUGAAGAUAAAGACGCAGCAGUUGAUCGAGAAGGUCAGGAGGACUCCCAGUGACAAUGGUUCCUUCGAGGUGCAAACUGCUAUUUUAACUGCCAAGAUUCAAACUCACCAGGAGCACCUGCGGAUGUACCCCAAGGACAAAAGUAACCGGCGUCGCAUGCUGAUGGCCAUAGAUCGCCGGAAGAAACUGCUCAAGUACCUGCGUCGCACCCGCUAUGAGACUUUUGAGCACACGUGCAAGCAGCUGGGCAUCCAGUACACGUUACCGCCACCCUAUUGCAGGAGAAUGACCCGGCGAUGGGUCGCUAAGAAGGCUUUCUGCCUCAAGGUUUUCAAUGAGGUACAGAAACUGAAAGCACCCGAGAGGCUAAAACAGAGACGAGAAUGGCAAGCAAAAGCAAGGGCUGCCAAGGAGCAGACGCUGCAAAGUGAAGGGACCCCAGUAUAGCAGCACUCUGAGCAGAUCUCGCAUUCCAUGCCUGCAUGUGAAAAAUGUGUCCCUCCAAAAUACAAUAAAUGAUUUUAAAGCUA